Messenger RNA from Ogataea philodendri, 2718 nucleotides. RefSeq lists its product as uncharacterized. Bases 1 to 2718 code for a protein of 905 amino acids. The record is from RefSeq and is a predicted model, not a curated record. The transcript has 6 exons. Lineage: Eukaryota; Fungi; Ascomycota; Pichiomycetes; Pichiales; Pichiaceae.
AUGCAAGAAGUUGAAAUACUGGUGGAUCACCUGAAUGUCCGACACUUUCUGGACGUCCUCAAAUCCACCGGUGUAGGUGGAUCCCAUGAUGACAAAGACACCUAUGGUGUUUUCGUCAACAUUGCGUCUGACCAGGUCAUAGUCCAACAGAAAGUCUGUCUCAGAAACAGUAAUAAUACGGGCCUCCACGUCGAAAUAGCGGGCAAACUUCUCCAAAGCCACCUGGCAGCACGAGGCCAUCAGGAUGUUGGGAUGGUACGGAUCCUUGCCCUGGGCUUUGCGCCGGGCCUGCCAGUUCUUCUUCAUAGCCAAUCCUCCGAGCAUGAUAGCCUCGGACGACCCCGUGCACGCUGUGCCCAGAGCAGCGUUCUGGACGUCCACGGGAGCGUGCCACAGGUCGGCCAGAAUCGAAAUACACCGCUGCUGGAUAUCAAUCAACAUCGGGUACUCGUCGUUAUCGGCCAGAUUCUUGGUGAGGUUCUCCAUGAUGAGCUUCUCGGCGUCCUCCUCAAGAUGGGUGUUGACGAAGGAGGCCAAGUUCAGCUCCGUGUUGCCGUCAAGACUCAAUCCGUCGUGCAGAAUGUCGCUGUUGCCCAGCUGCUUGGUCUCGUCCUCGAUCGGAGUCAUGGUUGGGAACGGAUACGUGGUCUGUGUGUUGCCCGCACCCAGGGCGCUGAUCGAGGUCAUCGAGGCAGUGGCAGAUGGCGCGGUGUAUGGAGAUGGAGGCUGGUCAGGAACCGGGUCUGUUCCGCCAGAAACAGCAGAGUUUCUUCUGCUCUUGACCGUGGCACCUUUACGGUUCUUCAAAGCGUCCUCUGCAGCAACAGCUCCCAGCAUGGCAGCACCAAACACAACAGAAGCGUCGAUGUAUCUUGGAAUCACGAUUGGAAGACCCGUGCAGUCGGCAAGCAGUCUCAUCAAGAGUCCGUUACGGCACUGGCCUCCACUCAUGAAAAUGGCAUUAAUCUUGUAGCCGGCAGCCUCCAUCUUCUCGAUGAUGUGUCUUGUUUGUUGACCAAUGAACUCGCACGCAGCAAGAUACUCCACAGCAAGGGCGUCCAAGGAAACGUCCAUGCUCUGGCCAAUAAUAGAGGCCCUCAUUGUAGGGUCGGCAAUUGGCGAUCUAUUGCCGUGGAAAUCGCCGUAAAAGAACAGGUUCUUGGCCAACGCAACAACAGACCGCUCCUUGGUGGACUUCUUGAGCAUCUCCAGUCUCGUGUUGAGGUAAUCAAAUCUGGAAGCUCCCGAAGCCUCAGAUGCAACACCCAGUUCAGUAUAGGCAGGAUGGGUGGACAGAACGUGUGCCAAAAGCGCACCUGUGCAGGACUGGCCUCCUUCGGCCAGCCAGAAACCCUUGGCCAUCACGUCUCUAUAUGGACCCCAAACUCCUUCCACAAAGAUCGCCUUGUCGUCCAAACAGAUAUGGCAGGUGGACGUACCAGCCACGGCAGCCAGUCUUCCGGUGGCCUUGGCCAUACCCCUAAGGUUCUUGUCCUGCUCAACAAGAUCUGGAAUUGGGGUCUCGGUCUGGGCAGCAACCGUACCAAUCCAGCCGGCGUAGGCGUCAAUGACACCCGAUCCGACGUAGCAGUCGGUUGUCAGUCCCAAUGCCUCUGCUGCGGCCUCGGUCAGACUUCCAACGGUUUCUCCUGCAGACAAGUACUUGCCGUUGAUGCCUGGAGCACCGCCCAGUCUUCUGAAAUUGUCCUCCACCAGUUCUGGCAGAUCAACCUUGUUCAGGAAAUCGGACGACCAACCGUUUCUAUUGGUGAUUCCCUCCGGGAUGAAACCUUGUUUACAAACAGUGCUGCAGAACGAUCUGGUUUCGGAGCCGGUUGCUUUGUGAGUGAGGAAAUCGGCCAGAUCGUAGAACUUGCACUGGUUGAACAAAGACUCUCCGUCGGAGUCCUUUGGCAGAUGGUUCUUGAGCCACUUCAUCUUUGGCAGCUCCAUCUCAAUGGACAUUUUGCCACCAACGUACUUCAAGCACUCGUCGUGGGUGGCGUUGAUCUCGUUCACCUCGGUCUCUGCUCUGUGGUCCAUCCACAAGAUGAUGUCCUCGAGGUUGUCGUCGAAAUCAGGACCCACAGCCAUUGGCUCGUCGAGAAAACGGUCUGGGAAGAAAACUGGGGCCAACAGCGUCCAGAUGUACAGUCCGUAGCACAUCCAGGAGCUGGUGACCUUCAUUCCGAAGUUGAAGUACGUUCUUCCGACCGGCACAAACGUUCCUGGGCCCUGAUCCACGUUAACGUUGACUGUGAGCAACGAAGCUAUGUACUGCGUAGCCAGGAAGAAGAUCCAGUGGAACAGCACGUAGUUGUAUUUGAUGCUGGUUUGUUCUUCGCCGAGAUCGUCUUCGGAGUCCUCGAACGUGAGCAGCAGGUUCAGCGUGAUGGCGAACGUGUUGAGGCCGCAUCCGGAGCGCGAGAAGUAAGUCAAUCCCGUGAGCACGACGAACGACGCCAAUUUCAGCAUCCAGUACCCGUUUUGGAUGGCUGCGCGCGGGUUGGCGGUCGACCUCACUCCAAUCAGCAAUCCAGCAAGAACAAGAUGCAUCACUCCAAGCGAGAGGGUGAUCCGUUGCACGUUCGUGAACCCAACACAGCCGUGUUCUUUGCAAUACUGGUUGCCGUACUUGAACAGCCCCCACGUCCACUUCUCCACGAGGGCCGUCAGCGAGUGGCUCUGGCCGACCCAGGCCAGAAUAGACACCAAUAG